Molecule: messenger RNA, 4946 nt
Organism: Phycodurus eques (leafy seadragon)
Lineage: Eukaryota; Metazoa; Chordata; Actinopteri; Syngnathiformes; Syngnathidae
Product: roundabout homolog 1-like
Exons: 31
Coding region: 1-4674 (1557 amino acids)
Biological process (GO): Roundabout signaling pathway; axon guidance; axon midline choice point recognition
Molecular function (GO): protein binding; axon guidance receptor activity
Source: RefSeq, a predicted model, not a curated record
AUGCUGGCUCUUCUCACCACAUUGCUUCUCAUCAGCCUGCUUGCUGCCGAGCGACUGGAGCGCGGCCAUGCUGUGGACAUUUCGUCAGAUCAAUACCGAAGAAGCAGUGAUGUAAUCACCCAAAAACCCGAAUUGGAACCUGCAGCAGGCCAAGACAGCAGCUUUGGUUACAAAGGAUCUCGUCUUCGCCAGGAAGACUCCCCUCCCCGCAUUGUUGAGCACCCCUCUGACCUGAUUGUGUCCAAGGGGGAACCAGCUACUCUCAACUGUAAGGCCGAGGGCCGUCCACCACCCACGGUAGAAUGGUACAAGGACGGGGAGCGUGUCGAGACCGACCGCGACAACCCUCGCUCGCACCGCAUGCUCUUGCCUAGCGGCUCGCUCUUCUUCCUACGCAUCGUCCACGGACGGAGGAGCAAGCCCGACGAUGGCAGCUAUGUGUGCGUGGCCCGCAACUAUCUGGGCCAGGCAGUCAGUCACAAUGCAUCGCUGGAAGUAGCCAUUUUACGUGAUGAUUUCAGACAGAACCCAGUGGACGUCAUGGUUGCAGUGGGCGAGCCUGCAGUGCUGGAGUGCCAGCCACCCCGUGGACAUCCUGAGCCCACAAUCUCGUGGAGGAAAAAUGGUUUGAACUUAGACGACAGAGAGGAACGAAUUACAAUCCGCAGCGGCAAGCUGAUGAUCACCAACAGCAGGAAGAGUGACGCAGGAAAAUACAUUUGUGUUGGAACCAACAUGGUCGGGGAGCGCGAGAGUGAAAUCGCUGAACUCACCGUGCUUGAGCGCCCCACCUUCCUCAAGCGGCCCAGCAGCGCGGUCGUAUUGGCAGACGGAAGUGCCGAGUUCCACUGUGCGGUUCAAGGUGAUCCUGUUCCCACUGUCCGCUGGAGGAAAGAGGAUUCUGAGCUGCCUAAGGGCAGAUAUGAAAUCCUAGAAGACCACACAUUGAUUGUUCGCCAAGUGACCUCUUCAGAUGAGGGUUCUUAUACAUGUGUGGUGGAGAACAUGGUUGGCAAAUCGGAAACAUCUGCCACGCUUACUGUUCACGUCAACACUGUGCCGCCUGCAUUUGCCUUACGACCCAGGAACCAGGUGGCAGCAAUAGGCAGGACCGUCACCUUCCAGUGCGAGGCCACUGGCAACCCGCAGCCUGCUAUCUUCUGGCAGAGGGAGGGCAGUGAGAGUCUCUUGUUCUCAGCCCCGCAGCCCUUCAGCAGAGUGUCUGUCUCCCAGAUGGGCAGUUUGACCAUCACCGAUGUUCAACAUUCUGAUGGCGGGCUGUACAGCUGCCAGGCUCUCAACAUCGCUGGCAGUGUUAUUACCAAAGUAUUGUUGGAAGUUACCGACUCCGGCUCGGAACUGCCUCCCCCUGUAAUUAGACAGGGCCCGGUCAAUCAGACUGUUCCUGUGGACAGCACUGUGGUGUUGAGUUGCCAUACGACCGGCACGCCACCUCCUUCGGUCCACUGGAAGAAAGAUGGUGCGGUGUUGUCACCAGCGGACACGCGCUUGUCCGUAGCAGAAACCGGCUCACUUGAGAUUCGUUACACGAAGCUCGGAGAUACAGGCUUCUAUACGUGUGUGGCUACGAGUCCCAAUGGAGAGGCCUCCUGGUCAGCACAUUUACAAGUGGAGGAGUUCGGGGUGGUGGUCCAGACCAGCCGACCUUCAGGCCCCAACCUGAUACCCGGUGCUCCGACUAAACCUGAGAUCACUGACAUCAGCCCCACUUCCGUCACCCUACAAUGGGAAACCAACCCCAGUGGAGGUGCAACGCCUACCUCAUAUCUCAUCGAGGGAUUCAGUCAUACUUUAGGCAGCAGAUGGGUGACACUAGCCGAGCAUGUGAAGAUGCAGAGCUUUGUCCUGAGGAACCUGAAGCCGGGCACCGUCUACCUUUUUCUGAUCAGAGCAGUCAACGCUUACGGCCUCAGUGACCCCAGCACCAUCUCAGAUUCCAUCCGGACACUCGACAUCACUUUUACUGCUGAGGGAACAGAUCCUCGUCACAUCCAAAGGGAGUUGGGCGAUGUGGUGAUCCACCUAAACACACCAACGGUUGUGUCACCCUCUGCGGUCCGGGUAAACUGGAUGGUCGAAAAGCACUCGCUGUAUAUCCAAGGCUACAAGUUGUUGUACAGGCCCUCGGCUGAACACGGUCAACCUGAGGGUCAGUGGAGUGCGCUGGACGUACGUGCCCCACAUAAGGACGGAGUGGUGAUCGGUCAGCUCAGGAGAGGCGCCAUCUAUGAGUUCAAAGUGCGCCCCUUUUUUAACGAGUUCCAGGGAGCUGACAGUGAGGUGAAGGUGAUCAGAACGUUGGAAGAAGCGCCAAAACGAGCACCCCAGGAUGUUACAGUAACAAAGGGUGAUACCAAUGGCACUGCAGUCCUCAUAUCGUGGAAAGCACCUCCGGUCCCGGAGGAGGCAGGAGUCAUUCAGGAGUACAAGAUCUGGUGCCUGGGUAAUGAGAGUCGCUAUCACGUGAACCAGUCAGUCGACGGCUACACCUUCUCCCUGCUCGUUGCCGGUCUGGCGCCGGGGAUUCGCUACGGUGUCGAGGUCGCGGCAAGCAAUGGUGCCGGACCUGGGGUCAAGAGCAAGGUCAUAUUCUUCCAGUUUGACUCUGCUGGUCAGAUGAUGGAUCUCAGCGAGGGAAAGGACGCCUUCUCGCACAUUUCCGACGUGGUGAAGCAACCGGCCUUUAUCGCAGGCAUUGGCGCCACCUGCUGGUUCAUCCUCAUGAUUUUCAGCGUGUGGCUGUAUCGUCACCGUAAGAAGAGAAGCGGCCUCAGCAGCACAUACACCGGCAUCCGCAAGGUGCCGUCUUUCACAUUUACACCAACAGUUGCAUAUCAAAGAGGGGAAUCUGUGUGCAGCGCUGGCAGACCCGGCUUUCUUGGCAUGGCUGAACCUAUGAACCCGCUGUGGCUGCCAGACAAUUGGCCAAAUUCAUGUGCCAAUCGUAAGGAUUGCAGCAUCAACUGCUGCAAUAAUGGCAACGGCACCAGUGACAGUAACAUGACAACAUACAGCCGGCCGGCCGAUUGCAUUGCCAACUAUGGAAAGCACCCAGAUAACAAACGUGUCUCUGAGACAGCUAUUUAUACUGACGUCAACCUCGGCGAGAAGCUCAACGACAUCAAGACAUUCGACAAUUCCAACUUGUGCUACGCAAGUCCGGGAGGAGAUUCGUCAGAUGCAUAUGAACCAAUCCCCUACGCUACCACCCAACUUAUUCAGGCCAGUAUUAAAAACAAGGCUCAUGCCUUGGAGCCAAUUGACAUGCCCUGCUGGAAUCAGCCACCAAACCCUCCUCCACUGCCAAAAGAGAUGGCCACACAGAUGCAAUACAAUAUCAUAGAGCAAAACAUUCUAAAUAAAGAUCAUCCACAAGGAAAUGAAGGCUUAGUCCAUCACAAAACCAUCGCCUGCAACCAUAACCAAGAUCACAGCAUGGGAGGCUCGCACCACAGCUCAGACAGGGGUAGCAACAGCACCUCAGGAAGUCAAAAUCAAAAGAAAGGACCGCGGGCCAUGAAGACUCCAAAACAUACUGCUGUUAGCUGGGGAGAUGCUCUUUCCCCUCCUCAUGCUAUUGCCUGGAACGGUGAUGAGUACAGCCUCCCCAUGGAGAAGAGUUUUGAUGCAGAGAGACGAACAGAAGGCUGCCCGACUCCACCAAUUCGAGGGGCGGCAUCAUCUCCCUCCGACAUGUCCUGUAGUCACCAAACUGCUACACAUCCGCAGGGAAUCAUCAUGAGCAACGGUGUGCACGAUGGAAUCAACCACCUCAGCUCCACCCCCCUUUACAUGGACACUGACGAGCAAGACGAGGACGCAGAGGAGGAGACAGCACAUGAUCAAAACCACCACCAUCUGCACCAAAACCAACAGCACAUACAAAAGUUACCUCACCACUCCCCGCACAAGCUGCUUUGCCACAGGCUGGAACAGACCCCCGCCUCCAGCACGGGGGAGCUGGAUAGAUCGGUCACAGGGUCCAUGGUUAACAGCUGGGGCUCUGCAUCCGAGGAUAACUUAUCAUCAGGCAGGUCCAGCAUCAUCAGCACCUCAGACGGAUCUUUCUUCACGGAUGGAGAUUUCAGCCAGGCAGAAGGCUUGCGUAUGUGCCGAUACCCAGAGGAGUCAGGUCAGCGACCCAGCAGUCCCAUGUCCACAGACAGCAACAUGAGUCCUGCAAUAAUGCAGAAAAGGCCCAGAAGGUAUAAGCAGAACCAGUGUGUGCAACCAAGCUACCAUCCCAAAGAUGUCUUCAAUGACGACUCGUUCAUGCCUCUGAAUUUCCCCAGUCAGUUAUCCCAUAGCGACUCGAGAGUAAGGGGGGCCACGUUACCCCGGACGGGUUCUGGAGAAGCCCGGGGCCGAAGAGGCAGCACCGGGACUCACCGAGUCAGAGAGGCUCCAUUUGAAGAGUGCGAGAGCCAAGACAUACGCAAGAUUCUACCGAGGGGAAAAGCAAGCAGCAAAAGCAAACAGCACUCAGAAUGUGGGGACAUUCUUCUGUACAGUUGUCCCUCUUUCCCAGCAGGUCCAGCUCAAAGUGAGCCUGAUGACUCCAAAGCAUCCAGCUUUAUAGCUUCUGAAGACGUGAGGAUCAAACACACAGGACAGAUGGAGUCUGUGGGAGUAGAUGAGUUCCUGAGAAGUUGAGAAUCUUUAUGAUGACACCUUAAACAUCUUACAGCUGCUUCACUGAGGGACUUUGGGGUGCAAGUGGUCGACACAGAAAAGACUAAAGUACUGCUCAAUAAAUGCUCUUUUUCUAUAACAAAUUUCUCACUCAAUGUUGGUUGAACAAAAAAGUGCUCAUGUUUAGUAUGUCUGUGGACUGUAUUUUGGCGGAGCCUCUGCCACGGGCCUGAACAAAAGGCUCGCCCGGUGAUGUAAGAUAAAUGCGCACGUUAUGGCUGAUGUGAGUGUUU